Protobothrops mucrosquamatus (brown spotted pit viper) is the source of this 2469-nucleotide messenger RNA. RefSeq names its product vomeronasal type-2 receptor 26-like. The coding region runs from base 1 to 2469 and encodes 822 amino acids. The record is from RefSeq and is a predicted model, not a curated record. Lineage: Eukaryota; Metazoa; Chordata; Lepidosauria; Squamata; Viperidae. Gene Ontology annotation, molecular function: G protein-coupled receptor activity. The transcript has 6 exons. Gene Ontology annotation, cellular component: membrane. Gene Ontology annotation, biological process: G protein-coupled receptor signaling pathway.
AUGGUAUUUGCUGUGAAGAACAUCAAUGAAGACCUCCAGCUCAUACCUAAUGUCACUUUGGGCUUCAGAAUCUAUGAUAGGUGUGCUGGCUAUCAUGCCAAAAUGGAACUUUUUUCUAGCCAGAAAAGAUUUGUUCCCAAUUACAAAUGUGGCGUUUUUAACAAACUCAUAUCGAUUGUUGGGACUGUUGAUCCAGGAAUUGCUAGUGAUAUGGCAGAUAUAUUAGAGACUUACAAAAUUCCACAGCUUCUAGGCAUUGCAAGAGCAUUGCCCCAUAGCAUGACUUGGAUCACCAGGGAUGGGAAUGUAAAGAAGGGUGACUUCAUCAUAUUGAUGAUACCUCAUCCUACAGUGACAGAUGAUCUCAACCAGGGAUUUGAUUUCCCAACUGGCCCAUCACAAUAUGAAAGUCAUUUCUACUAUCCAAUGGUUCCAGGUGAAGAACUUUAUUACAGAGGGAUUAUUCAACUACUUUUGCACUUCAGAUGGACUUGGAUUGGGGUACUUUCAAAGGGACUUGGAGGAAGAAAAUUUGAGCACCUAAUCUUCUCAAUGUUUCCUCUCCAUGGCAUCUGCAUUGCCUUCUUGGAAAAAUUCAGACCAGUUUACAUCAACAAUUUUUUUGAUAAUCUGAAAUGGCUUGUUGAAACCUUUCACCUUCUUGUUAACAGCAAAGCCAAAGCUAUCAUAAUCAGUGAUAAUUAUCUUUUAAAUUUAAGAUGGUUGUUACGUCUACCUGAAAUGGAAAUAGUGUCUAUAAAGCCAAAAGGUAAGGUAUGGAUCAUGGCUUCCCAAAUGGGCCUUGCAUCAUUCUUUUAUCAGAAAAGCUGGGAUAUCCAAGACUUCCACGGUGCUCUGACCUUUGCAGCUUACUCAAGUGAAAUUACAGGAUUUCAACAUUUUCUCCAGACAAGAAAUCAUUUCUUUUCAAAAGAGGAUGGUUUUGUCAAAAAUGUAUGGGAGCAAGCAUUUGGCUGUGUGUUUCCAAAUCCAUCUGAGAAUGAGCAAAUGGAGGAUGUCUGUACAGGGAAGGAGAAAUUGGAGAGCCUUUCUGGGGCCUUUUUUGAAAUGAGGAUGACCAGUCACAGCUACAGUAUAUACAAUGCAGUGUAUGCUGUGGCACAUGCUUUACAUGCUAUGAUUUUUGGCCAAAAACAUAGGCAAAAACUAAAUGGCAGAAAAUUCAGUCUCCAGGACCUCCAGCCAUGGCAGCUUCAUUUCUUUUUGAAAAAAGUCUCAUUUAACAACAGUGUUGGAGAUAAAAUUUCCUUUGACAAAAAUAAAGAACUGAUUACACAACUGGAUAUGGACAACUGGGUCAUAUUCCCUAAUCAGUCUUUAUAUCGAGUGAAAGUUGGGAAGCUAGAUCCCUGGGCUGCUGAAAACCAAAUGUUCACCAUUCAUGAAGAAGUCAUCACCUGGCCCAGCACUUUCAACCAAAUACUACCUGCUUCCAUGUGUACUGAGAAUUGCCUCCCUGGUUAUUUCAAGAAAAAACAAGAAGCAAAACCAUUUUGCUGCUAUGAUUGUCUUCGAUGUCCCAAAGAGAAAAUGUCAAAUCUGGAAGACAUGGAUGACUGUUUGAAAUGCCCAGAAGAUCAAUAUCCAAAUAAGAGCCAAACUUCAUGUAUUCCUAAGAAAAUAACUUUCUUGUCCUAUGAAGAACCAAUAGGAAUAAUCUUGGUUGUUUUGGUACUUUUCUUUUCUCUCUGCACAAUUGUGGUGCUCACAACAUUUUUGAAGUAUCACCAUACUCCCAUCGUCAAGGCCAAUAACCAAAAUCUCACUUACCUUCUACUCAUCUCCCUCCUCCUCUGUUUCCUUUGUUCACUGCAGUUCCUUGUUGCACCAGAUUAUAUAAUAUGUCUUCUACGACAAAUUAGCUUUGGCAUCAUCUUUUCAGUGGCUGUGUCUUCUGUUCUGGCAAAAACCAUUACUGUAGUUCUGGCUUUCAUGGCCACCAAGCCUGGAUCAAGGAUGCGGAACUGGGUGGGAAGAGGACUGGCCACCUCCAUUGUUCUUUGUGGUUCCUUGAUUCAAGUAGGCAUUUGUAUGGUGUGGCUGUUCACAUUUCCCCCUUUUCCUGACACGGACACCCAUUCAGAAGUAGAGGAAAUAAUACUACAGUGCAGUGAAGGCUCAUCUACUAUGUUCUACUGUGUCCUGAGUUACAUGGGCUUUCUGGCAGUUGCCAGUUUCACAGUAGCGUUUUUCUCCAGGAAUCUCCCGAGCAGUUUCAACGAGGCCAAAUGUCUCACAUUCAGCAUGCUGAUUUUCUGCAGUGUAUGGCUCUCCUUUGUUCCAUCCUACCUGAGCACUAAAGGCAAAUAUAUGGUGGCUGUGGAGGUCUUCUCCAUUUUGGCCUCUAGUGCUGGAUUGCUGGCCUGCAUUUAUUUCCCCAAAUGCUAUAUAAUCAUUAUUAGGCCAGAGCUAAAUAACAGGGAACAGUUAAUAAAGAGAAAAUAUUAA